AUGGACAACCUUUCGAACCAGCUGAUGAGCCGUAUCGCUGAAAUCUCGCUCUCGGAUGCGCAGAUCCGGUCCUACGGCCGGUGGCUCACUGCCGCCAUGGGAGCCUACUACGUGGUCAACGCCUGGCAGAAGGAUAUUCCGACAGACGUGCAGGCUGCGAUCACGGGGCACAUGGUGCAAGGUUACGACCGCAGCACCAUCACCACGCGCCUUGAGCAGCGCCACACCCGUCAGCUUCUCCAGAAAAUCACUGGGCUGAACGAGCUGCGCCAGCAACUGCGCUCAGAGACGGACAAGGAGGCGAAGCUGCGGGGCUGGCAACGAGUGUUUCGGCUAACUCUCAUCAGCAUUGCCGCCACCACCUACACGCACAGCCUCACUAUUUCGCUACUCUCGAUUAAGAACAUGGUUCGAGUGCUUGUCUUCCUGCUGAGUCGCCGCGAGAGCGCGGCGCUCUCCAAGAGUCGCAGCGGCCCCAUCUCGACUCUUAGGGCGUGGUGGACGGGAGGGCGGCGCGCCGGCCUCACGGGCAUCAUGAUGGAGUCGAUGAUGGUGAAGAUGGCUGAGCAGGUGAGUCAGCAGGCGUCACCGUUUGUGAACGCGGAACUGGAGGAGGAGGCGGUGACUGAGGAGAUUCGGCAGCUGCCCGUGCCGCCGCCGCUUGACGGCCGCACCGCGUUUGCGCAGGCGCAGCAGCAGCAGGAGAUGCUGGAGGCGGCGCACGGGGAGAGUCUGAGUCAGGUGGAGCAGGCGUUCUCGGUGCGCGCGGUGCUCGAGGUGGCGGUGCCACGUAUUGUAGCGUGUGCUGCAGCUGCGGUGGAUAGCGCCAUUGCGGCGCGGCCGGCGCACCUCUUCAACGUCAGUGGCAUUGUACGCGCAGUCGACCUGUGCAGCCUGCUGCGUGACAUUGCUCUUGGGAUGGAGGGGCGCGCAUGCGUCUCCGAGUGGGUGCGGCGGCCACAUCCCUCUCUGAUGCCUAUGUCCCGCGCGUGCAGUAGGGCGAGCACCUCCCCAUGGACUUCACUGCCAAAGCACCUGGAGACAAUCAAGGGCCGCGCGCAGCUGGACGAGGACGAGGAGCUGCUCGACGAGCCAGAUCAGUCUGCGACGUCCUCGGAGGACAUCAUUGAGUUUCCUCACGGGUCUAACACACUGCUACGCCCCGACGGUCGCCCAGUGCGCCGCCGCGGUGGCGACCGCAGCGAGGACAAAAUUAUCGAUGGGUUGCUUGGCCGUCGCCUCACCGCUGAGGAGGAGGCACUGCAAGAGGAGGCGAUACGCCGUGAUCAUCUGCUGAAGAGACAGAUGGCAGGCUUCUUCACAGAACUGUCCCACAGCGCGAGCUUCGGUGAGCUGUGUAUCACGUAUGCCGCAGAGCUGCUGGCGGCGCAGUUCAAGGAGGCGUGCGACAUCAAACGUGUCAAGACCUAUGACGCGGCGACGGACACGGCGAAGAUGGCGAUGGUGAUCGCCGCCCUCGACAGCUGCCGGCUGGCGGCACUGGAGGAGGAAUGCGAGGUAAAAUCGUACAUGCGACUCUUCUGCGAGGAAACCAUCCGCUCCACAUGCGCGCGGUAA
This is a messenger RNA of Leishmania mexicana MHOM/GT/2001/U1103, 1578 nucleotides long. RefSeq lists its product as hypothetical. The record is from RefSeq and is a predicted model, not a curated record. NCBI's taxonomy places the organism in Eukaryota, Euglenozoa, Kinetoplastea, Trypanosomatida, Trypanosomatidae. Bases 1 to 1578 code for a protein of 525 amino acids. The transcript has a single exon.